AUGCCCCCCUUCAGCACAGAUGAUUAUCACAAACUGCUUCAGAAAAUUGCAGUGCUAGAGACCAAAAUCAACCGGUUAGAAGCAAAUGUGGAUAGAAACGGACGAUGCGGGAAUGAAACAACAUCUUGUGACCAGGACCAUCACACACAGCUGAUCACUAUCGACCAAGAAGACUACGGAUCCUCCAAUGCCUCUUCUUCGGAUUCCCUCGGCGCUAAACCCAAAUCAUCUCACUGGAAUAUGGGAGUAACAAGCAGAGCCCAGCGCCCUGAGAUCUGUGACAAGACUGGCUGGACUAAACUAUCUUCAACACCUGUCCAGCGUAAGAGGCAGCUGUGGAUAGCUGCCAAGGCAGGCCCUAAAAUCAAAAACAAUCUCCCCCAGCAGCAGCCAUCCCUCCCACUGCACAACAGAUUUGCUCCACUGUUACGGAAUCCUGGAUCCACAUCUCCGCAUAGCAGGGUAAGAUCCGAGAGAAAAUCAAAAAAUGGGGAACCUCAAACAUUGAUUGUGGGUGAUUCUGCUAUAAAAGAUAUACAAAACAUGAGCUAAAUAGCUAAAAAGUGCUCUGCUUCCCCAAGGAUAUGGUCUGUGACAUAACAGGCAAAAUUCAGGAUAUAGUGGCCUCAUAUCCCUCUCUGACAGCUAUUGUGAUUCACUGUGGAGCUAAUGACAUUGUAACAGAACAAUCUGAAAAACUAAAACGUGAUUUCAGUGAACUAUUAAAAACUAUCAGCUCCCUGAAUGCUCAGGUAUUCAUCAGUGGCCCCCUUCCACCAAUCAAAAGAGGAGAUAUGAGAUAUAGCAGACUGUUUGCCCUGAAUCGAUGGCUAUCUACUGCCUGUACCAAAGUCAACUUUAUUGAUAACUUCAGGCUGUUCUGGGACCGCAGGCAUUACUUCAGAGCAGGCGGACUCUCUCUAAACAAAGCUGGAGUAUUCAUCUCCAACCUGUAUCACUCCCUGCGUCACCCAUCUGUCAAGGACAAGAGACAAGAGGCAAAAAGACAUGAGAUAAAACACCACGGCCUUGACAGAGAGACGCUGAAAAAAGAGAGUGUGGGAAAGCAGAACGCAGAUGGGGAAAGACAAGCCUUCAGGUUCACCAUCAGAUCUAUAAAGAGAGACUUCGUAUCUUUAACCUAGAACUGAGAAAUGCUAGGUGAUCCUUCUUCUCAGACAUCAUCACCAAAAACAAAAAUAAUGCACGCGCCCUAUUUACCACAGUCGACAGGCUAACAAACCCCCCAGUAUCAGUAGCCUCUGAAUUUCUGUCCGCCAAGGCUUGUAAUGAAUUUGCCUCCUUCUUCAAUAACAAAAUCCAGAAAAUUAGACAAACAGUCAGUAGCUCAAUAUCCGGUACAGGAUAUGUGUUGUCCAUGCGUACUAACCCCAGUAGCAUGACACAAUUCAACCCGAUCAACAUUAAAACCCUGGAGGACAUCAUACUAAAUCUGAACUCCUCCAUCUGCUGCCUUGAUAUUCUGCCAACAGGUUUCUGUAAAACAGUUUCUAAUUGCAUGGCCUCAGAUCUUUUACAGAUUGUCAACAUGUCACUUCUGGCAGGUGUCUUUCCACAGGCCCUGAAAACUGCUGUCAUAAAGCCUCUCAGAAAAAAAGGCAACCUAGACAACUCAGUAAUGAACAACUAGCUUCAGUGCUUAUGAGUGUUGUGAGAGUUUUUAGUGGCUUCAGGACCUCAAUUACCUCAUCUGCCGUCCUCACCUCCUGGUCAGACAAUGUGCUGAUAUCUUUCUUCUUAAGAGCCUGUUCUGUCAGUGCUGAAAACACUGCUGCCUCCUGCUCAAGGUACCUCUCAAGCAUAUCAUAGCUUGAGUUCCAGCGGGUGGUGAUGUCCUGAAUAAGGGUGUGUUUUGCUAUAUUAAGCAUCUCCUGUUUUCUCUCCAAUAUGUGUGCAGCUGUUGGGCUAUGGUGAAAGAAAGACACAAUCCGUCUCACUUUACCAAGGAGUCUGGAUAUUUGGUUGAGACCUGUUGCUUUCUGAGAAGCUAGAUUAAUAGUGUGCGCAAAACAUCCAAUUUGGGGGCCCAUUCCAGCUUCACGCACUGCAUUUACAAUAUUCCUGGCAUUGUCUGUUGUGACUGCAAUUGUUGUUCCUGGCCUCUCCAAUCUCCACUCCAACACUGUCUCUUUAAGCCACUCUGCCAGGUUUGCGCUGGUGUGUUGUUCAUACAUGGGCUGAGUUUGCAGAACAUGGCUCACUAUGUUCCACUCAGGGGUGAUGUGAUGGGCAGUCACAGUUAUGUAGCUCUCAUCAGCUCUGGAUGUCCAUCCAUCAGUUGUGAGUGCUACUGCACAUGCUUUGGACAAGUCUUGGACAACAGAAGAUUUAGCUUGUUCAUAAAGUUGUGGAAUUAUUUUCUGGCUGAAGUGUGGACGAGUGGGAACUUCAUACCGGGGCUCAAUCACCUUGAGCAUGUGUUUAAAACCAGGAUUUUCAACGACUGAAUAUGGUCUUAGAUCCGCUGGUAUAAAAACUCCAAUGGCUCUUGUUAUAGCUUUGGCCCGAUCUGAACUGCCAGGGAGAGGCUGCUUGAAUGCCGAGGUCAGCUGUGUUUGCACUAAGCUGGUUUUUCUUCUUGUAGCGGUGAUAUUUACACUUGGGUGGUGCCGUUAUAGGUGAGUUAACAUGUUUGUCGUGUUGCGGGAGACAUACCCGAUCUCAGCUGAACAGUGUCGGCACACCGCCCUGGUUUUAUCCACCUGUCUUUCUCCGUUGCAAUAUUUAACCAGGAAGCCGAAGUGUUCCCAAGCAGGAGACUUUAGCGACUGGGGAGGGUCUUCAAGCUCAGGUUUACUGCUAGCAGUAGCCAUCAUGCUCACGGGCUGCAGGUGUAGCUGCAUGUGGUAGCGACAGAACAUAAACAUACGCAACUUCUGGCCCGUGAGCCAAAAAAAAAAAAAACUUCCAGCCGUGAACUCACCCGUGCACAGCCCUGUAGGAGGAGGAGGAGGAGGAGGUAAAGGAAAAUUUAAGAAAGCAAAAAGAGGCAUAAGAUUAACAGUAAGAGAAAAAGACAAGGCAAAACACAAAGCUGAGGAAAGGGAGGAAAAACAAAGAGAGGGGGUGAGACAGCUUUAAGGGUUAGGACAGAAGGUGAGAAAAAGGGCCUAAUGAGUGAUGUAAGAGGUAUGAGGGGACAGCGCUCAAAGUCAUUCUCUCUGGUGAUCACCCUCUUGGGGUUGGGGAGCCUGCUGACCAUGCUCAUCUGGUGCAUGUUCGACAGCAAGUAAGUGUGUAUUUGAAUAUGUGAGUUUAUUCAUUUAUUUUUGUACUAAAACAGACUAAUUAGCUGUCUGUGUAAUUGUACAAAAUAACACCCACACAUUAACUGUGUCUUAAUUACUUUAUUUACAUAAUAAUGUUAGAUACUCUCAAACUGUAAAAAUAAAUACAAAACAAUUAGGAAUUACACUGAUGACACCCAUGUGUGACAGAAGUCUUUUAGCACAGUCAUUCAAAGUGAUGUCAGAGAAGUUUGACAGCAGCAGCCACAGUUGGUAAGGAUAUGGGUUAUGUUGUUCAACAGAUGCUUACGACUUCAAUCUGUGUUCGGACCUCUUAUGAAGCAUUACAGGUCUUGAACUUGACUGUAACUUAACUUUUUAAAAGUCUUUCUAUAGAAACUUUCAAACAGGAACAGAAGUUGAUGACAGCUGUAAAAGCAACAUGCCGCAGACCGCAGACAUUUGAAAACACUGACACAAACAGACAGACGUCUGCAGAUGACAUGUUGCUACGUAGCAACAAGGUGUGAGUUAGAACCAUAGACAUAAUAAAAGGGUAGACCCCGCUGGGGGUGCUGCGCAGCGAGAAAUGCGGCCGCCAUCUUGGUCAGGUCAAGCUUCCCAUACGCUCCGGUCAAUCAUAUUCAUUCAUUCAUUCAUUCAGCGAUGCCGGAGCACUGUGCGGCGUAUUCCUGUGCCAACAGGCGGACAGCAGAGAACAGGGCUCAAAAAAUAACUUUUCACAGUUAUGAUUAAACGUUUUUUCAACAUUACACUUGACUGUAGAGUCAUUUGUAGGCCAAAGAGGAAGACUAUCGGUCAACUCCAAAAAGGAAACAGCAUUUGCGAACAGCUAGCUUAUUCACAAUAAUAGCAACUUUGCUCUAUUAUCAACAGAUUUGCAUUAGAUUGAAAAACUUUUGUUUGAGAGAGGUUCUAAGAAACGUUAAGAAACAAAAUAGAAAGAAGAAGGAAGAAAGUGAGCUCUGUUUUAUUAAAGAUUUCUUUGUGGUGAUCUCCUGUUUCAUUUUGAAGAUUUCCUAAGGACAAAAACUUGAGGAAGAAGUGGGAGAUUGCUGUUAGAGGGAGAAAUUCGCAGCAAGUGAUUCCUCUGUGCUGUGUAGCCAACAAGCAAAUUGAUAUGUAGUUUAGAUGCUGUCCUGUCAUGCUGUUCUUGUGUUUAAAUUUUUUUGAUAUGUAGGCUAUAUAUUUGUGUGUAUUUCUUUGUGUGUAUUUUCCAGUUAUUAAAAUAGUGCUUCUAUAUGACAUUAUUUGUGUGUGUCUACAAAUGGAUAAAUAAAAUUAAACUAAAUAAAAUAACAUCAAAUCAAUAUAUAUUGAAUCGGCCUAUUAAAACCGCCAGUUAUUAAUAAUUAUUGAGACAUAGCAGGAACCUAGCUCUAAACCUAGAUAUAUCCUUGAUUAAUUGUUAUACUAUAAUACAGCCACUGCUGCCAUGUUCUAAAAUAUCAUUUUAUUCAUUCUGAGUAUUUGAAAACGCCAAAAAAAAUAAAGCCUCUAUUAUGCCUCUUUGAAUGGCGUUUGCAGAGAAGAAAAUUACGUAGUAUUGAGCGAACUAUGAUUCAUUUAAUGCGCUCAGACUUCAUUCCGCCGGUUAAACAGCGGUGCAGAGUGAGGCGGAUGACCGGACCAAGAUGGCGGCCGCAUUUCUCGACAGCGCCCAUUCGUGGUAGCGGCCGAUGCGGGGUCUAUCUUUUAUUAUGUCUAUGGUUAGAACCAUAGACUGUAUAUAAGAUGGACGCCGUCUGUCUCCUCGCCGGGUGAAGCCACUCCGAGAACAGCACCCCCUAGAGCGUGGCUGCAGUACAAGUCAUAAACCCCACUUCUGCCAGCAAAGUGAAUGGAGCGGCGGACGGCCUUUAGAAAUUAAUUUCACAGAAAAUACACUUUUCUCACCCCCGACUGCGAUGUUGACAUGUAGUUAUUAUUAGACUGGUUUGUGUUCAGGCCUUUUUUUCUCUCUGCAGCUCCAUUUUAAAAAGUUAUAAGGAGUUAUAAAAACAGAAAAUUGCGUCAUUCCCUACACUUUGCACUUGUGCGUCGCUCUUUUUUGUCCAUCGUCAAGACCGAUCGGGUUUGCCAGCGGAGAAGAGGAUUACAUUUUUCCAUCGUUUUUCUCUUUUAUUGCAUUGGAAAAAUGAGUUGUUCUGCAGUAAACUGUGUUAACCGACAUGUGAAAUCAGGAACUUUGCAGUUGUUUCGGUAAGUUGUGUUUUUUUUAUGAAGUCAUCAGCUUGCUAGCUACAUAACAUUAAACGGUCUGGUUUAAUUUAGCUAAUGGGGUUUACUUACAGAUAUCAAGCGGUAAGUUCUGUGCCGCUAAUAAGCGUUUUUAUUAGAAGUUAAACAAUGAGGAAACCCCUUAAAAUCCGCCUUCUUUUUAUAACAAUAUUAUGACUACGUGACUUUGAAUUUGAAUUAAAAACCGUACCGAUCCCACAGAUUCAUACUAGCAACCAAAUACUACCACAGAGUAUCAGGGCAUGAAAUGAAAACUCGAGGCAUGAAGUCAUAAUGUUAAAGGAAUUAAUUCGCAUUUAAGUCAUUCCCCUAAUAUUGCAUCACUUUAUGAGAACACGGCCAUGUAAAUGAAUAUAAUGAGAGUCAUGAUGUUAUGAGUCGAAGUUUUGGUAAUGGAUCAACCAGUUUUACUCGGGUAUGUUACAACGAGAGCAGCCUGCGCUAAAAUCAGGUAUGGUUUAAUUAAAAUGCAUCUUUCGGAUGCACCGUCCUAGCUUUCUGGCAGAGGAUUGACCGCCGGUUCAGUCUCCUCCGUACAGCGGCAGUAGUAUUACAGCUUCUGUUGACAUAACGAUAUUUGUCUAAGAUAAAGCUCUGAAACUGUCUUUAAUGGGACAAAACGUCGAGAAAACGAGACCCUAUAAGUGUAUAGAAGGACAUGCUCAAAAGAUUACUUAUACAAGUUGCAUAACUGUUAUUUAUUUUAUGUUAUCAAAUAACAUACAUAAGUCAUAAGUAUACUUCUGUGGAAUGACAAUUAUCAUUUACAGCAGCAUGGUAGAUCAUGUCUUACUUAAGUUUUCAAGAUAGAUAGAUAGAUAGAUAGAUAGAUAGAUAGAUAGAUAGAUAGCCCUGUUACCUAUGAGAUUGAGAUAAAACUAUGAGUAAUGUAAUUAGUUAUGGAAAGACAGCUGCAUAUGACAUACUUAAUCAAUCACAAUGACAUUAAAAUUUUUGUUACAUGCAAAGAAAUCCCUCAAUUUUGAUAGGAUGUUCAUAAGACAUAUCACUCACAAGAUGAAAUGAUUUGGAUUAUUUAUACAGUUUGUAUAUUCAUUCACUUGAGGUAUUUUUUGUGAUUGUCUUUGAAUUGAGUUUUGGCUUCAGCCUGUUAUGCAACAAAGCAAGAAUUAAACUGAACGCAAAACAUUAACUUUGUGUUGUUUACAAACUUGACAAAUGGCAGUAAGCAAUGUUAUUGUAUUUUUGUAAAGUUUCCCUUUAGGUGACAAAGCGAGGCUGAAGCAGUGGCUGGUGAACACAAGACGGCAGGACUGGAAACCAACAGGAUCAUCACGUCUUUGCAGUGCUCAUUUUGAAGAGCAUGCCUUUACUGUGGACUCAAAGGUUAAAUUAUUUCUUUUUUAAUGGACAGCAAUUUUUAUGAAGUUCACAUUUGCAACAAUUUAUUGUUAAAUUGACUAACACUUUGAAUCAUAAAAUGGCGGUUAUUUAAACAUUCCCAACAGCUGAACACUACAACUAUCGUGGUUCCAUUUUAAAUUACUGCUGUUUUUAUGUUUUCUAAAAUUAGGUAUUUGCAUGUAGUUGUAGUGUCUGCUACCAUCUACUGGUCAUUAUUAGUUAGUGUCAUCAGUCAUUUUCAGUUUAAGUUGGCGCAGCCUGGAGUAAAAAAACAGGAAUCAUGUUGCAAAAAAAAUUUGAGUGAUACCACAUGAACAACUUCUUAUGCUUAGACCAAAUGUGCCCUGUUAGAUAAAGGUAACAGCACUAGCCAAGUAGUAGUCUCUAAGAAUGCUAACUAAAUGAAACCUUUUAAAUAAUUGGACAAGUAUAUCAAAACCUCUAAAGUUUUCAUGCUGAGCUACCACCUGGUUUGAGACAUUAAGUGUCUUAAUGAAUUUAAGUACUGGUAUUCACAAUUUAAUUGAUGAAUUUCUUUGUGUUUUUCAGACUUCAUCACCAACCACUGAUGAUAUGGUGGAUUCAUCUGCUGCAGCCUGUUUCCUUUCCACCCAAUGCAACUCCCAAAGUACUAGAUUAUAUCUUUUUAAGUUCCUGGUAAAAUAACAAACAUACAGGUUUUCUGCAAAGGAGUUAAGUAUUUAUAAAUCACAAAUAAAUACUAAAAUGCUAGUGUCCUCUCACAAGUGUCCAUGUCAUGCUAUCUGAUUUACAUUAAUUACAUGCUGUUCACUACACAUAUUGUCAGUUUGUUUUUUCAGUUUUACCACACUUUGUCCACUUCAUGGUGAGGACUCGCACACAGAAAGAUGGAAAAGACAAAUGUCUUGAAAAGUUGGAUCCCUUUUAUUGCUAGGAAUAAAAUGGAUCCAACUUUUUUUGACAUUUGUCUUUUCCAUCUUUCUGUGUGUGAGUCUUUUACAGCCUUUUUGAAUUGUCUUAUCUGACCAUUACACCAGAAGCAAGAAUACUAGGACUGAUGUUAGGCUCUUUUCUUGUUAAUCACUUGAUGAUGAGUACAUAAGAAAUGCAUUGACUUUGUUGUGGUAUGUUUUUUUCUUUUGAUAGCUUUACAUGAAAAAUAAAAUUUUGAGACAAAUACUCUGGAAUAAUAAAGCAUAUACUGUGUUUUUUCAUCUGUGCUGUAAAUCAGAAAACUUUAUCAUGGUACAACAAAUCACAGAAAAGCAUGUGAAGUUUCAACAUUAAUUUAAUUUUUCUAACAAUCAAAAACAUCCCCAGCUACAUUCGUCGUGGGGAAAACGCCUUGAGGAAGACCAUCGGGUGGAAUGGCUGGGGUACGGCAGCAAGUUUGUAGGACAGAGAGAGAGAGAGAGAAGGAGGAAGAAGAGCUGUGACAGAAUUGAACAGUGUGAUGGUUACCUUUGUAAAACAAACUUCACAAAAUUGUGCUCGAGUAAACAAUUAAACAAAAUGUGCACAUCAAUCACAAAUAAAGCAGAUAAAUCCUGACCAUUUUUUGCUGCCUAUUGUAGGUGAAAUCCCAAAUCUAGCACCACCCUACUAGAUUUGGUCUUUCAAACACAAGGCACUAUUAUUUAAAAAAAUGUCAUUACCCUAAGUGGUGAAAUGAACUCCAUCGUUUAAAAAAGGCCAGGAUCUCUGUGCUUUAUUUGAGGAUGAUGCACAAUGCUUCCGCCAACAGAUGAAACAAAAGUAGCCAUCACACUGUUCACAUAGCGCCUGGCUUUGUCCAUUUUCUUGGGGCUGUAUCUCCAUCGGCUCCUCUGAGUGAUGGCAGAGAAGAUGAUCCUCACGGUGGGGAACUGCCGAUGGAGAUCCUGGAGGUCCUGCUGUUUGAUUUCUGUAAAUGUAUUGAACAAUAAAAGAAAAAAAAAAGUCAUUUUCCUACAAAACCUUGCAUGGCUUGUGAUUCAGCAUGAUUCCACAUCAUGCUGAAUCACAAGCUGUUUAAUAUUUUUUACAGUAGAUAUAAUUUGGAAUUGAAAACUUGAGCUUGCUCUUGUUACAUCACAAAAAAAAAUAUUUAUAACAUUACCUAAUAAAAGUCUGACUAAAAUCAUAUCCAACUAAAUCAGCAUCCAUCUCAAUGAAUUUUUAUCCUUACUUCUGGUCACAGUGGCUGAUGUUGUGCUCAUCUUUGAAGCUUCUUUUCUCUUUGUCUAAAAAAGGAGAACAACAUAAAUAUUUGCUGUUCAUUCAGAAUUGUGUUCAUUUUUAAUCACAGUACAAUAGCAUAUAUCUUAACAACUGAUAAACUAAAAAUAUCACGUAUUUUGCUGUUUAAUUUACCAAGGCUAGUGUUAAAUUGCAAUGCUACUUUAGCUUACAUUUACACCGUUUCUUUCAACAAAGAGAGAUGACUUACUUCCAAUCAAGUAAUAGAUGAUAUCUUUAUUCGUAUUAGUUAUGAUGGUAUUUUAUGUUCUUAAAAGUUAGUACGCUCACAAAUUUCACAUUAUAUCAGGAGAAGUGGAACUUACUUAUUCUUGGUCGCGACGAGCGGGGAAGCUAUUAGCGAUACCGAUGUAAGGCUGGAAGGACAUCCGGGGGGGGGGGGGGGGGGGGGGACGUCAUCGCGCCGAGUCUCCCGUCCAGCCAAAAACGUCUGCGUACAACGCUACUGCGCAGCUCUGGUUGCAAGGAACCCGGAAUUACCGAGAGCUUUUUGGCUUCAAAUCCGUAUACAGGCGGAAGGCGGAACCACGGCGUCCAUCUUAUAUACAGUCUAUGGUUAGAACACUGGUUGUUCAUUCAUGGUGUAUGAAGCUGACAUCUUUGCUGCCCUCCACUGCAGAUACUGUAGAUUAGGUGAACAAUGAGUACAGAAGUUUGCAAUGACUGUGAAAAUAUGACAUCAAGCAGAUAACUUUUCAGUCUCUUACACUGAAGGGCAAAGGACUUGGCGGUUAACAUUGUGCAUCUUUGUGAGGAGGUUUGUCAGUGGUUCUGACAAAUAUCUAAAUAUAGGUGUUAGGUCUAAAACCUGCAACAUUUACCUGAUAACAUAUAAAGAAGAGAAAGACAAUGGUAUAUACUCGAGGAGAAUGGACAGAGAUAGCAUCAGGUACCGUCUCGAAACCACUCUUAAAGGUGUUUCCGCCCAGUCUCUUUAUUUAGGGUUGUCCCUGGUUACACAAUGUUUCUAAAGGGUGGGGGAAAAAUAUGUGCAGCAACGUAAGCACUCUCAUAAAACAUAAUAAUGAACAACUGUGAAUAUGUGAAAGUCAAGGCAAAUUGUUGCAUCUAACGAGCUCCUUCUGAUAAGAGCGUAUCCUCCUCUUAUUUCCCACGAUUCACAGUGGAGGAUAUAUCACCCACACACACACACACACACACACACACACCUGCUGAUAGGAGAAACGAGUUCACAGAGACGUUAAGAAACAUUCAUGUGCUGUGUAAUUAAGCUAUUGGAGAGAGAAGUUAGAAAACACUCUUAUAUGUCUAACAAGAGGUCAAAACAGUUUAUACUUGUAGUAAACUCUUACAUAAGAAUAUGAGGAAUAAUGAUAACUUCUAUAUACAUUUAUGCACAUUAUUCUAACAAUAGGGUCCAGAGUUUCGUGCUGCACCUCUGAUAAUCUCAUUAUCCAGGUUGUUUUCUCUGCACUUUGCUUCCUCAUUAAACACAUCAUGUUUUCUCUCCGCAGCUUUGA
This is a messenger RNA of Xyrichtys novacula (pearly razorfish), 10576 nucleotides long. The record is from the annotation of a GenBank genome assembly. Lineage: Eukaryota; Metazoa; Chordata; Actinopteri; Labriformes; Labridae.